Colletotrichum chrysophilum is the source of this 477-nucleotide messenger RNA. RefSeq lists its product as uncharacterized. Bases 1 to 477 code for a protein of 158 amino acids. NCBI's taxonomy places the organism in Eukaryota, Fungi, Ascomycota, Sordariomycetes, Glomerellales, Glomerellaceae. The record is from RefSeq and is a predicted model, not a curated record. The transcript has 2 exons.
AUGACGGACCGACACGAUGACGCGACCGCCCGUGGUGUCGCCUCCUGUCCCUGGUCCCCCAUGAGAGGCGCUAGUCCGAUCUCUGGCAGUUCAGCUGAACGCCAAAGUCCAGACGAGAUCCAGAUCCACAACCUCUACGACGCCGGCCAACCUUCCGACGACGACGAAUCCCGAACCCUUGAUUUCGAGUCCGAGAGUGGUUCCGAUCACAAGGAGACCCAGAUGCUCGACUUCAAGCCAGAAGACCCAAAAAGCUGCCAACAAGUUCAGCCCCACCACAUGAGCGACGAUGAGAAAAUGGAGGAGAUUAUCAGCCUCGCCCGGAGGCUCGUGGCGCUCGGAGUGCCCGCGUCGAUCGAUGGAGCGCUGUUGGAUGAGGUCGACUUUCUCGUAGACUCUGCCAGCAGAGUCGUUUAUAUUGUCGACGAGCAAGAAGACCAGAUUCAUUCGAGUCGUAGCCAGUCGGUUGAGCUCUGA